AUGGUGGUGGUCAUACGACACCCAAGGAUAUAUCUUGCUUGUGAGAGAAGUGGUCAAUACAGAGCUCAUAAGAAAUUAAAAGGAGAUGAUUCAAACAAAAAAAUUGUGAAGAUAACGGGUAUAAAGAAAUGUGGGUGUCCCUUUGAGUUGAGGGCUCGUAAGUUGAUAGCUGAUGAUGAUUGGAUGGUAGAUGUAGCAUGUGGAAUGCAUAACCAUGCUCCUGCUAAACAUUUUGAAGGACAUUCAUUUGCAGGGAGAUUAUCUGAGGAGGAAACAUCAUUAUUAGUGGAUAUGUCCAAAAACAUGGUCAGACCAAAAGAGAUUUUGGUUACAUUGAAACGAAAGGAUGCUUUAAAUGUAACUACUAUGAAAACCAUUUACAAUGUACGUCAUAGGAAUAAUGUUAUUGAGAAAUGUGCGAGAUCACAAAUGCAACAUUUGUUAGGUGAAUUAGAAAAGCAUAAUUACAUUGAGCGGCAUAGGAGUGACAACAACAUGAUGACUGUCACAGACUUGUUUUGGGCACAUCCUGUCAAUUUAGAUUUGCUCCAUUCAUUUCCAAAAGUGUUGAUCAUGGACUGCACAUAUAAGACAAAUCGAUAUCGUCUUCUUCUUCUUGAGAUAGUUGGUGUGACAUCCACUGAUAUGUCAUUCUCCGUAGCCUUUGCAUAUCUCCAAUUUGAGUGGAUUGAUAACUACGUUUGGGUGUUAACUACAUUGCGUAGUCUCUUGGAUGACAUUGCUAUUCUUGAGGUGAUUGUCACGGACAGGGAGCUUGCUUUGAUGAAUGCUAUUGACAGGGUAUAUCGGACUCGUACAAAUACGAUUUAUUCAUAUGUUGACACCCUCCCAGUUGGAUUGAAGUUGUACAUACGUCUUAUCAAGGAUAUAGAUACCGAUGGCAAUUGUGGGUUUAGGGCCAUUGCUGGGUUGAUGGGGUUUACAGAGGCUAAAUAA
This is a messenger RNA of Camellia sinensis, 957 nucleotides long. NCBI's taxonomy places the organism in Eukaryota, Viridiplantae, Streptophyta, Magnoliopsida, Ericales, Theaceae. The record is from RefSeq and is a predicted model, not a curated record.